AGGGCCCCGCGGUAGCCGCCAGCGCGGCACGGCCCGCAGGAGCGCCAGGCGCGAGCCCGCGGCCACUCGCUGCCUCCCGGGCACUGCGGGCGGCUUUGCGCGCCCCGGCGCGGCGUUCGGACUCGGGGCCAGCGCGGCCACCGCCGCGCACAAAGGACAGCAGACGCCGGGACUCGGGGGGCUGUGCCUAGGGACCGGCCCGGGGACCCCCGCCCGCGCCGCGUCCCCUCCACGCCUCCCCUCCCCGGGUGGCCGGAGAGCGAGCCGGAGCGGGCCCCGUCAUAUGACAGCGGCGACGCCGCAACCGGCGAGCGCGCGUGCUGCCUGCUCCGCUGCGCCACGGCCGCUGGCGCUUGGGGUGGCCCUUGCCUCGCCCCGCUGAGCGGUCGCCCGCCGCCGCCGCCCCGCGCCCGGGCUCGCCGGCUCCGGGGGAGGAGCCGACGAGAGCCCCCAGCCGGCGCCGAGCCUAAAAUGGCCACGCUGCUGCGGAAGAUCGGGCUUAUCCGCCUGCAUAACCGGGACACCGAGGACCCCAAGCACCACCACAACCACCGCGGCGGCGGCCAGCAGAGCGCGUCUCUGCGCGGCAAGGGCGGCGCUAAGAGCGGCGGGCACAAGCAACAGCAGCAGCAGCAGCCCCAGCAGCAGCAGCACCCAGGGGGCGCGGGCGACGCCAGCCCGGGGCCCGGCAAGGGCAAGGGCAAGCGCGCGGCGGAGCUGGCCCCGCGCGACAAGGCGCCGGCGGCUGCGGCAGCAGCGGCGGCGGCGGGGGCCGGGGGCCCCCGCGAGAGGGCGGCGGGCGCCAGGGCGGGGCCGGGCCCGGCGGUGGCGGCGGCGGCGGGCGGCAGCCUGGUCCCUGCGGCGCGCCAGCAGCACUGCACGCAGGUGCGCAGCCGGCGGCUCAUGAAGGAGCUGCAGGACAUCGCGCGCCUUAGCGACCGCUUCAUCUCCGUGGAGCUGGUUGACGAGAGCCUGUUCGACUGGAACGUGAAGCUGCACCAGGUGGACAAGGACUCGGUGCUGUGGCAGGACAUGAAGGAAACCAACACCGAGUUCAUUCUGCUCAAUCUCACCUUCCCCGACAACUUCCCCUUCUCGCCGCCCUUCAUGCGGGUGCUCAGCCCGCGCCUGGAGAACGGCUACGUGUUGGACGGCGGCGCCAUCUGCAUGGAGCUGCUCACGCCGCGCGGCUGGUCCAGCGCCUACACCGUGGAGGCCGUCAUGCGCCAGUUCGCAGCCAGCCUGGUCAAGGGCCAGGGACGGAUCUGUAGGAAAGCUGGCAAAUCAAAAAAGUCCUUCAGUCGCAAGGAAGCUGAAGCUACCUUUAAGAGUUUGGUGAAGACACAUGAAAAAUAUGGCUGGGUCACCCCGCCCGUGUCCGAUGGCUGAUGUCUGCCACGUGCAGUAGACGCUCGAGCGCCUGUCCACACACACACCAGUACCCUGACAUCUCCUCAACGCUGUGCAUCCUCCACCCUUUUUUACUCCAGCCAGAACUGCAUCCUGAAUGCCAAGGAGACGUUUAAGUUAUUUAUGAACAGAUGUGUUUACAGAGAGGAAGCGGGAGCAAACGCCAUUCGGAUUCUGUUUCGAUUAUAAAUGAAUGAUCACCUCGAAGUCACUUUAGAACACAUGUUGAGAUGGUGACAUUUCCCAGCCUGCCUGCCCCUCUGCCCACCCCGGUCACAUUGCCCUGAGCUUCUUUCCAUGACAGCAGCUCCGACGAGCCGGCAGGAAACUCAGUGCCCCUGCUGGCUCCAUUUCCAUGUAAAUGGCGCCGUUCAUAUUUCAUAGGGACGCCGUGCAUCGCCGCCGUGCGUCCCCAGCACGUGUUUGCUGUGCUCUGUAUCUCUGUUUUUCUUCCUGGAAAGUCAACAUAACUUGAAGAUGUGUCUUUCUGUGGCCCAUGGUCCGCUGUGAUGACAUUUAGACCUCAUUUGUGCUAUGACCUUUGGCUCAUGAAAACACAAAUUUAACAUUGCCAGGUUCUAGUGAUUUAAAACCACAACUGCCCACGUGGUGGAAAUGUGCCCUCGAUGCUGAUUUGUGGUGUGCUGCUGUCCACAGAUAAACCAGUGCCAUUAGAUGGAAGGCAGAGGACGCUGCGGCCACCCCCGGCAGACGGUGGCGUGGACACCAGAUGCGCCCUCUGGGGCUCAGAGCAACGGGUGGUCAGCUGCGAACAGUCUCGUCCGAUGUUAGGAAAUGGUCCUACGGCCACGCCUUUGUGUUCCUGUCUUCUCUCCACCACCAAAAGCAAAAGACGAUUUCCCAUUCACUGCGGUCAUCUGACUCAUUUUAUUAUCUGUGCUAGUGACAAGGAAUGUCAGAACUGCCAAAGGAUACCAAGUGAUCAUAUGAUGAUUUGCAUGACCGGGUCUCUUUCACCCAGUAGUCACUUGUGUGUCCCCCGAAACUGGGGUGGGUGAGCACCCUUGCUGUGGUGUAAACUUCCUGUUAUUUAAUCUCCCCACAAUUUCAUUUUUCUCUUCUGUUAAGUUACUUAGAACUUUCUAAGAAACUCCAUGAAAUGAGGAAAUACUGUUUCUAAUAAUAUGAGGAAAGAGGUAAAAAUGUUCAUUCCAAGUGGAAAGUCUUAUUGGACACAUUUUAAAUAAAAUCAUGCAUACCUGA
Messenger RNA from Macaca mulatta (Rhesus monkey), 2634 nucleotides. RefSeq names its product ubiquitin conjugating enzyme E2 QL1 (gene UBE2QL1). Lineage: Eukaryota; Metazoa; Chordata; Mammalia; Primates; Cercopithecidae. The record is from RefSeq and is a predicted model, not a curated record.